AUGGCUACUACUACUUACCAUUCUCGAUCGAACAGUUUCCCAUCUCAAUCUCAUCCAGCGAUCGAAAGCGUUGAAGACCAUUUAUGCAGAUUGAGGGCCGACUCAGAAUCCACUUCUGUGUGUUCUAACUUGGCUAGCCUCAGAAAUCUACACGAAGGCAUCAAUGAUUUGAUUCAACUGCCUUCAAUUCAGCAAACACUUUCUCAAGGAAAUUGGAUAAACGGGUUGCUCGAGGGAUCUCUCAAGCUCGUUGAUCUAUGUGCUAUUUCUAGAGAGAUUGUUUCUUUGACCAAGGAGUCUGUUCAAGAUCUUGAAUCCUCCAUCAGGAGAAAUAAAGCCGAAGCAGCCUCAUCAGCCGAUGUUAGUGCUUAUGUGGCCUCAAGAAAGAAGAUCACUAAGAUGGUCAACAAAAGCAUCAAGAAUUUGAAGAGCUUCAACAACAAGUCUACAACAGAUAACGAAUUAUGGACAAUGAUGAAAGAAACAGAGUCCCAUGAUUUAUCAAUUCUAAAGUCUGUCUUAAUCCUCUUGUCUGGGGAAAACGAAAAGUCAAACAAAAGAAGUUGGUCGUUGCUUUCAAAGUUCACAACCCAAAAUAGCCGUGUUUGUUCUGAAGUCGAGCAAGAAAGUGGUGCUGAGGAUUUGAGUUCGUUGAUCAUCGAAAAGUCAACAAAAAACAUGGACAGCAAAAACAUGUUGAAACAGUUGAAAUCAUCGAAAAUGAUCAUUCAAGAACUCGAAGAGGGAUUAGAAGCCUUAUUUAGAAGUUUAGUGAAAAACAGAGUUUCACUUCUUAAUGUUCUUAGCCAUUAG
Molecule: messenger RNA, 813 nt
Organism: Erythranthe guttata (spotted monkey flower)
Lineage: Eukaryota; Viridiplantae; Streptophyta; Magnoliopsida; Lamiales; Phrymaceae
Source: RefSeq, a predicted model, not a curated record